CAGACAAACAAGGCGCCUUCCACAUCCUUCUAGAGCCACCCAGCCCACGCCGGCUUCCGCACACUGGAUUGCUCCCCAAGACAAGCAAAGCCCAAAUCCGUGUCCAGAAAUAAACCGCAGCCGAGCGGGAGCAGCCCAAACCCAGAUCAGACUCGAUUCGCCAAUUCGAUUCGUUCCCAUGGGUUGGCGUUGGCACGACGACGACGGCGACAGCGGCCGGGGCCUCGCCGGCGGCGGGGGCGAGGGGGCGCAGUGCGCCACGCGCCGGGUGGUGCAGUCCCGCUGCCACACGGAGGAGGUCGAGCCCGGCCGAUUCGUCCGCAAGUGCGAGAAGACGGAGCAGCUCCUCCGCGACUGCGUCGGCAGGCCCUCUGAACUGGUUGAAUCCAAAACUGAGAACACUGAAGAAGAUGUUACAGAAGAAAUGAAAAGUGGUUCGCUCUCUCUUGGCUUUCCAACAAACGAGCCCUUUGCAUUCCCAGGACUUCGCAGUGACAUCGAAGCCCUCGAGAAAGGCUUGUUUGGGAGCCUUGGUAGUGUCCUAAAUGAAGCUGAGCGGAUGACCAAUGAUUUCUUCAAAUCUUUUGGUUUUCCCUCUACCCACGACAGGGAAUCAAGCCCAUUUCCAAGACAACCUGCAGAGAGGCAUAUUGAGGAAGGUACUACUACAAAGAAGGCGAAGGAGGGUGACUACUCGGAAUUCAGCAGCCAGAUUUCGGAUGUGUAAGCAGCUGCAGUUAGCUGGCAUGUGUCUUCAGAGCUGACACCUGUGAAGUGAGAGGUGUGCUUUACAAUCUUAGGUCUCUUAUGUGUAUCUUUUUGGAACAAAUUGCGUUACUUGCGACUUGCAGGUGCAGUUCAGCCUUGCUUAGUAUGGUAACCGUAAUGGUAGAUGAUGAAGCAAUUUACCUGACUCUGUCAUUUGCAAGGCUAUUUUGUAUAGCGCAGGUUGCAAACCCUGCAAUUGAACUGUGUUUUGAGCUGAAAGUUUGUCCUGAAUUUUUCCUCCUCCGUGGUAUGAUGUAUUGCUGCUUUUUGCCC
Setaria italica (foxtail millet) is the source of this 1041-nucleotide messenger RNA. RefSeq lists its product as uncharacterized. Bases 179 to 727 code for a protein of 182 amino acids. The record is from RefSeq and is a predicted model, not a curated record. The transcript is spliced from 2 exons. Lineage: Eukaryota; Viridiplantae; Streptophyta; Magnoliopsida; Poales; Poaceae.